AUGACCGACAGGGUCCGACGCAACGGCCAGCUUUCCUCGUGUGAGCCAUGCCGCAGGUCCAAACUCCGAUGCGAUCAUGGUCGACCAGUUUGUGGGAGGUGUGCCCGCCGCCGCCUGUCGGAGCAGCAAUGCCAUUACCACCCAGCCCCGAUGGCGAAACAGCUCACGCCCCAAAGUGACAGGGAGAUGCGCCACCAACAGCACGUUCCCAGGUCUAUCGCAACAGUCUCAACCCCUCCGACAGAAGGCUCUCGCCCUUACGAACUCAUCAAUAUGAACAGGAACUUGAUGUCCUUUGCGGACGCAAAUACUCCCCACCCGCACCGCUCGUAUACAUCACUGACGAGGACUGGUGUAGCCCUACCUCAGCCUUCUCUACCGGAUCAACAAACAAUUUUUGAAGGAGCAAAACUAUUGAAUAAUAUCCUGGAACUUGUCAUCGAACUUGGUGAACCCUUUGAAAGCUUCUCGAUUCUUGAGACCGAGUUAUGUGUUCAUGGACCUCUUAUCCAGGCUGCGUGGAACGCAACGAACAAUAGCAUACGAAGUUUGUUAAGAGAUCGCUCUGCCCUAAACCUGGAAUCGAUAUCCCAAGCGAUAUUCGAGCGAACCUCUUCGCCCCCUGUCUUUCCUCCCGAUGCAGCUGCUGGCGCGUUGGAAUCAGCAUUCUCUACGCAGGCUUUACGCUGGGAGAUGAUUGGCAUAUACUGUGCCCAAAUCGGAAUUUACCUUGGUGGAGAACAUGACAAGUCAUUCAGCUUGGCUGCCCAUGAAACAUGGAAAUCGGAUCGCAAAACAUUAAUGCAAAGGGCUUUUCGAGCUUGCAUCCAGUGCGAAUCGGUUUGCGACCAUCUUGGCGCUACUAACGAUCUUACGUUAUGGUUCUUAAUGCUAACUAUCCUGUUCGCCACAUGGUGCUUUGGUGACGACUCCUACCAUGUGUUACGGCUCGUAGGUAGCAUGUCAUCCGUCUUUUUUGCCUUGGGUUUCCAUAGAGGUGUCCAGAACGAUCCUGAUAUGCCAUUAUAUCUGGCCGAGAUUCGGAAAAGAGCGAUCGCUUGGGCACAUGAUCAUGACAAGGUGUGCGCCAGUUUCACGUCGCGACCUGUUCGUCUUAGUCGCCACUUUUGCGUGAUCGAUUUGCCCCUUGAUCUAGCAGACUCUGCUAUUAUGGGUACAGCAGAAACGCUCCUGAGAGCUCGUGAGAACUUAGGUGCAGAUGGCUGGAGUAAAGAUAAGGUCAUACAUUCGGUUUCCGGCCAGCGGGGAUCACUGAUGUUGUGUAUGAUUCGUGAAGAGGCCCUAGAGCUGAAACUAGGGCCUGCAGCGCCAGACCUUGAGGCAAAGGCUGAAUGCAUCUUACGAAAAUUAAAGUCGACCUGGCAGUCAUUUCCAUCACAUAUGAAAUACGAUGCAGCGCAACAGUGGGCAAGUCAAACUAAAACUGCCAUGAUCCUACUGGGCCUGCGACUGGAAUAUCUUUACACAGAGUUCCUUCUACACACUCUGCUUGCCAGCUCCAGCGAAAUCAAUCGCGAACGGCUGAUAUUAACUGCACACGAGAUUGUCAAUAUUGUCCUCCUAACAACGCGGAAAAGGGAUCUACUGCACAGUCAUAGGGCAGACAUCGAAUGGAUUCUAGUUUUCUAUGCUAUGCCUUGCGCAAGCGUUCUGGUCUUGGAGCUUCUGCGACAAAAUCAACAUCCUGCUGAGCAACUAUCUAUCAAUCGAAGCGGCAUAAUCCAAGAUAUCAGCGUUUUGAUCUCAUGCUGCGACUUAUGGACAGAAUCUGGGCAGAGUAACUAUCAAAUCUGCAAACAAGCCCAGUCGAUCUUUUCCAAAAGCCUUGAUUCUAUCCUAAACCGGACCGAGCCUACUCAGAGGAACAGGUCUGAAGAGCUGAUGGUGCGUCAACACGAGCAUCAUCACGAGCAAAUUGGUUCUAUGAGCCCCGAGAUCUCCAAUGUAGUUGCCCAAGAUCCCGAGUGGAUGGCGUGGCUCGACUCAUUAGGCUUACAAGGAGACCCGUGGCUAGAGUCAAGCAUUCCGACUCUAGAUUUUCCAUGA
This is a messenger RNA of Penicillium atrosanguineum, 2067 nucleotides long. RefSeq lists its product as uncharacterized. The record is from RefSeq and is a predicted model, not a curated record. Gene Ontology annotation, biological process: regulation of DNA-templated transcription. Gene Ontology annotation, cellular component: nucleus. NCBI's taxonomy places the organism in Eukaryota, Fungi, Ascomycota, Eurotiomycetes, Eurotiales, Aspergillaceae. The transcript is spliced from 4 exons. Gene Ontology annotation, molecular function: DNA-binding transcription factor activity, RNA polymerase II-specific; zinc ion binding. The coding region runs from base 1 to 2067 and encodes 688 amino acids.